Rhododendron vialii is the source of this 2324-nucleotide messenger RNA. RefSeq lists its product as uncharacterized. The transcript is spliced from 5 exons. Bases 54 to 833 code for a protein of 259 amino acids. The record is from RefSeq and is a predicted model, not a curated record. Gene Ontology annotation, molecular function: DNA binding; DNA-binding transcription factor activity. NCBI's taxonomy places the organism in Eukaryota, Viridiplantae, Streptophyta, Magnoliopsida, Ericales, Ericaceae.
GAGAGAGAGAGAGAGAGAGAGAGAGAGAGAGAGAGAGAGAGAGAGAGAGAAACAUGCAUCCGGGAAUGAGACCAGCCUUUCUCUCUCAUCUUCAACCCUACCCAUUACCCUACCAUGAUCACAAUGUCAAUGUGCAGCACCUCCAUGAUCAACUCCUCCAGGGGAUGAUGCAGUUCGGCCCCUUUGAUCCCCUGUACCAGCAGCAGCACUUUCCAGUCCAAGAGGAGCCACCCCAUCCACUCAUUUGCAUGACCAGCGAUGUCAAACCUAGGCUUCGGUGGACCCCAGAGCUUCACGGUCGCUUUGUCGACGCCGUCGAUCAUCUUGGUGGACCAUUUAAGGCUACACCAAAGGCUAUCAUGAAUGUGAUGAAGAUGAGAGGACUCACUCUUUACCAGUUGAAGAGUCACUUGCAGAAAUUCAGGCUUGGUAAGUGUGAAGGGAAGACCUGGAAGCCACCCAAAGAUGGCAUUCGAAAAAGAGCAAACUCAGCCACAACUCCUCCGGUAGGACUGGGAUCUUCAUCUGUGCCAUCUAAUAUAAACGAUUCUUUUCAGCCAUUGCAGGUUCCCCAACAUUCUUCCGUCGACAGCUUUGACAGCUACAUGGCUUCACUUGGAUAUUUACCUACUUUGUGCUCAGAUGGUUUCGCGGAACUCGGCAAAGGAGGGGGAGAGGGGCUGAGAGAUUCGGGAGAGGGGCUGAGAGAUUCGGACGAGGACCCUGCCUUGGCAUAUCUGAAUUUGGACGCAGGGGAGAUGAGUACUCAUAGAAAUGGAGUGGCUGGUGAUGAUUCCGGCUGGUUUGCUGGGGAGUUCUCCCUGAAAGGAUGAAAUCACUCUGCUUUUGCUUGCUUGAUCGUAGGGAUCCAUAUCUGGGACUUGAACUUGUUUACCCAUCUCACGAGAUACAAUGGACUCAAUUGCCGCCUGUAGAAUAAGCUCUGAACUUGCGUCUCAACCUAUAAACUUUUAACUGCUAUUUUCUUCUCUUUUGUGGUUUCAAUGUUUUUAAGGUCACAAGUCUACGCCAUUUAGAGGCAUCCAGCGACGUUAUUACUACGCGUUGACGUCUGGAAUUCAAUCUCAUGGAAAUGAACUCUAUAUAUUAGCCCCUGGGAAUUGAAGAGCACAACAAGAAAGGAGCAGAAAACACAAACCCCUUUCACUUCGCUAGUUAGUUCUCAGUCCAUCAUGCUCCUCAAUGCAGCCCUCAAAACUCUUUCAUCGAGACACGAAACACAAACUCAUAGUGGUCGACAUCCCCGUCUACGCCUGGAAGCUCUUCGUAUGAACAAGUACCUCUCACAAAAGGUGGGUACCAUAGUAAGGCUCCGCAUGGUACCAUAUUACUAGAAAUUAUUUCAAUGUUCUAACGCAUGGUUCUAAAACUAGGUGCAAUCAUGCAACAAUUCAGGCUAAUCCUUACCUGUUGCUCCGGGAAAACGAGAAUACAACCCGAAAGAGAGAAACCAGAAGGCCACAACUAAUUAACUAGUCUACGCCAGCAGUUUUUUGAGUGGAUUGGCAUUAGAAAGACACAAACAAAGGCUGCUCAGCUAGAAAAUAACAUGAAGAACCCAUCCACAAUUCAACCUACCUUCGUUGUAACGACAAAAUCAAACAGAAUACAAAGAAAAAAGUUCAAUCCAUUAUCAGUUACAACUAGUUCAAAGCCAAAAGUUUAAGACAGGAGGACAUAGUGACAAUAACAUAGACUGAAUCACAUCUUCGCUACUAUCUAAAUCACGUAACCUCGUGAAACACAGGAAAUUAUAACAAUCUCUUGAUGUGGCGCAACAUGAUCGUAUGGCAUAAGUAGAAAAAGCAAAAAAGUUGGAUUCAUCACUCUACCUUUAGCACCACGAGACUUCGGCAGGCUAAUGAAGAUUAGCGCAUGUAACUUCCUCAAUCAAUCUUGACUGAGGAGAACAGGUAGUGGACGAAGUAGAACGACGUGAGGAAGCCAAUGGUACCAGUAGACAACAUGAUUGCAAUCGCCAUUAUCAGUGAAUAGCCAAGGUAAAGUGUAGCCGACACGGGCCCGCUCAAACUCUGAAGGUCGAAAACCAGGUAAUUGAUGGAGUAUAGGAAAACAUAAAGCGCAACAGAACCGGAGGCAUAGAACGCUUUCCACCACCACUGCCAAUCCUCAACACAGAGAUGCAUGUAGGUCAGGACCACAGACACCUCAGCACACACAACAACCAACAAUAAAAGGACAACAAGGAGGAAUCCAAACACGUAAUAGAAUCUCCCAAGCCAGAUGCUAGAAAGGAUGAAGAAGAGCUCAAUGAAGAGGGUUCCGAAAGGAAGAGUCCCAGC